This is a messenger RNA of Anguilla anguilla (European eel), 2249 nucleotides long. RefSeq names its product olfactory receptor 2AG2. Gene Ontology annotation, biological process: G protein-coupled receptor signaling pathway. Gene Ontology annotation, cellular component: membrane. Gene Ontology annotation, molecular function: G protein-coupled receptor activity. NCBI's taxonomy places the organism in Eukaryota, Metazoa, Chordata, Actinopteri, Anguilliformes, Anguillidae. The record is from RefSeq and is a predicted model, not a curated record. Bases 21 to 1037 code for a protein of 338 amino acids. The transcript has 3 exons.
AGCACAGGCAGAAUGAACUGAUGGAAAAUUACGUUCAAAUUCUCAUAACCAUCAGUGAACUGCGGACCAGAAGAGCUGAGAGGUCUGGCACCCUGUUUGGGCUGGGGCAUUCCCGGGACCUCUCCUGGGAGCCACGCUUUGCCCUGCUGAAGAACCUCAUCCUCAGUGACCUUUUGCUUACCUUCACGCAGUCACCCACAGUGCUGCAUUGCCUGUUAAACCGACGUACGUUGGCCUUUGAUAGCUGGUGCCUGGUGCAGUAUUUCACUGGCACGGUCUGUAUCUUGUGCACUCUCCUCACGCUCACCUUCAUGGCCCUGGAGCGGUAUGUGUACGUUUGCCACGCUAUACGUUACCUCCAAAUCAUCACCUUGCAGCGUCUGCGCUCGAUUAUUGGUCUGAUCUGGAUUAUCUCCUUGGCGAUAGCCGUUGUGAACAUGGUACUGCUCCAUAUGGGGCGAGGCACGUUUGGCGAGGCCACGGCGGGAAUGCUGUGCGAGCCGGACACUGUGGAACGGCACAUGGGCUUUCCCCGGGCGGCGGCCAUCUUCCGCAAGCUCAUCGGCGUCGUCUUCAUACUGGGCUGCAUCCUCAGCUACUCCUUCUCUUACAUUCGCAUGUAUCAGGAGGCCUGCAACGCCGUGGAGCCCUUUAACUGCGUCAACAGCCGGGCUCGCAAGACUGUGCUCUUCUACGGCAGCAUGUUCGUCGUGCAGCUCGUCCCGUGCUGGAUCAAGAUCGCCUCUGACGGGCUGUGGGAGAUGGAGGGGACCGUGUCCAUGGUGAUCUCGCCGGCACUGGUGUCAUCGGAGACGCCUGUGCCCCACCGAGCCCUGCCCUCAAACAUUGCAGGUGCUCUGCACAUUUCAUUACUAGCCCUCAUACUGGUGCCCCCGUGCAUCAACCCACUCAUCUACGGCAUCCGGAACCGGGAGGUGCGUGAGGCAGUUUUGCGUUUCUGCCAGCUCAGGCAUAGAAUCCGCCUCAUACCUCUGGGAGGUGGAGGGCUCUCAGCACAGGGCAACCGGGGGAAAUGAAAGGGGACCAGGCAGAUGCAGGGGUCCCUCCUCCUCCUCUGGCAUUCAUUCUGCUGAGCACUCCUUCUGGGUUCGCUGGAUUCUUUUGUUCUGUGGCGUAGCAGAACAGUUUGUCUCCCAUCCACAGAGAAAUACAGAGAGAGAGAUGAUCUGCAGUGGUCUUCAGAGUGAACAGUUCAUAAUGUUUGGAAAAUGUUGUUUUACAGUUUCUGACACAGUUGUUCUGCAGUCAAGUGGUUAGCAGGUUAUAACAUAAGGUAUACUUGGGAUUCACCUUCUCAAUUCAUGGGAUGCGUGGCUUGAAGAAUUGGAAAAACUUUUAAUACUACCCUGAAUGUAUGCAGCCGACCAUCGCUUUGGAAUUCCCCAGCUGAGAUGUGCAGUUACUGCCCUGGAGGACUGCACAACUGACACAAGCCAAUUUCCAUGCGGAUGUGAAAACAGGUCACUGUCCAAAGAGAAUGCCAUGCUCACUGAGACACUCCUUCCAUUGGAUGAUGAGAAUGGUCAGGAUACAAUACAAAUUGCCAGAUGCAUCACUGUACUAGUAGCAUGGGAUGGAUGUCACUCUAGAGCCACUUGUUCUAGGAAUUCUUGACAUGUUGUAUUUAAGUUUUAAGGUGACCACAAUUCAAUAAAUAACUUAUGAUUGCGCCUGUAACUUGUCACGUCCUGUUAUGAAAGAAAUGUGUAUCCAUGCAAGCACUUUCAACAAAGGGUUUAUUUGAAGUGUAAAUGUAAUUUUAAAAUGUAUAAAACCUAUAGGUUAUCCUCGGUCAGUGAUAACAAUCCACAAUUAUUCUAAAGAUCAGGCAGAUGGUCAACUAGACAAAACAUUACUAGACCCCUCUGAUCAAUUGGGCUGGUUAAUUUAUAUUUUUAAUUAUCUAUUCAGUGGUUGUGUCCUGUGAGUUAUGCACAUGUUUAAUUUGUUUUUAAUUUGUCCUAUGUAUUGCUGAAACAUGUCAAUGUGUAAAUAACACUAUCAGCCAACAUCAACAGUUGUGAUUUUCUGCUCAAAAACAAGCAUUCUGGCAGGAUUCCAUGCACUGCUGAGGGUUGUCCACUAAUGUAAGAGUGGAAAGAGUGGUAAAAACUAGAAGAAAAAAACAUAGGAAAAGCACACAAAAUCAAUAUUGUAAAUAUUGUCUACUGCAGCAGUAAGACUGACUUAAAAUACUUAAAACAUUUUUUAAAAUCCAUUGUUUCUCU